GUCAACAAAGAGUCAACCUGCCUUAGAGAACAUCAUGAAUAGUGUAAUGGAUACACUGCAUGGGUUUGGGGUGAGUAGCACCCAAUACCUACAAACCCAUUACAAAGAUGCCCAGGGAUGGUUUCUUUUUGUCUCCUUUGCUGCAGACCUGAGAAACACCUUCUUCAUCUUCUUUCCCAUCUGGUUCCACCUAAAAGAAUCAGUUGGCAUCAAGCUUAUCUGGGUGGCUGUGAUUGGAGAUUGGCUCAAUAUGGUCUUCAAAUGGAUCUUGUUUGGAGAACGUCCAUACUGGUGGGUCCAUGAGACUUCUUACUACACAAACAGCUCUGCUCCACACAUCGAGCAGUACCCCAUGACCUGUGAGACUGGCCCAGGUAGCCCAUCUGGUCAUGCUAUGGGUGCUGCUGGUGUCUACUAUGCCUUGGUCACCUCCAUCCUCGCCAUAAUGCUGAGCAAAGAGAAGAAAGCAUCAUCUAAGAGCUUGUACUUGCGUGGUUCACUCUGGACUCUCUUCUGGACGGUCCAGGUCUGUGUAUGUCUCUCCAGAGUCUUCAUUGCUGCCCAUUUUCCCCAUCAAGUUAUCGCUGGUGUUAUUACAGGCAUGAUUGUUGCAGAGGCCUUCAACAGACAGACGUGGAUCUACAAUGCCAGUCUGAAGAAUUACCUUAACAUCACGCUGUUCCUUCUCUCUUUUGCCGUGGGCUUCUAUGUGCUCCUUAAAGCUCUUGAUGUGGAUCUCCUGUGGACCCUUGAGAAAGCUCAGAAAUGGUGCGUCAAUCCUGCCUGGGUCCAUAUGGACACCAGCCCCUUCGCCAGCCUGUUGAGAAACAUGGGUACUCUGUUUGGUUUGGGACUCGGUCUUCACUCCCCACUGUACACUGAGAGAAAGAAGAGCAGCAGUGCACGCGUCAGGAUCGCCUGUAUCGUGGCCUCUCUCUUCCUGCUGCAUCUCUUCGAUUCAAUCAAGCCUCCAACACACACGGCUGCUCUCUUCUAUCUGCUGUCUUUCUGCAAGAGUGCCACUGUUCCCCUAGCCACGGUCAGUAUCAUCCCGUACUGCGUGUCUGGAGCUCUCGGAUUACAGAGCAAGAAGCAGCUUUAAACUGGGAAAUAACUGUACAAGACUGUAAGACAACUACGCAACUACAGUAUUUCAGACUAGUUCAUUUUCAUAAUUCAUCCCAUCAGUCAAAGUAACAAUGCCGAAAUGAUCAACUUUUGACAUUUUGAAAUGUGUUUUCUAACGAAAGGGAUGCAGAUAACUAGAGUUUAAAUUAAGGACUGUUAUAUUGGAAGUAUUGUUUUGUAUUUGUACAUCCUUUUGUAAAAAUGUUUUAUUUGAUACGUUUUUAUCUUAGUGCUUUUGGAACUACAAGAAAAGGUCUGGUAUUUGACAAAUGUAAGUGGUUUUGCUUAAGGUUAAGUUAUUUUUUGAGAACUAAAUAAAUAUAUAUAGGAGAACAAAUUGUGUUCUCCCUAGGGAUUAUAUAUUUCAGAAGUAUUUUCUUUAUUAUUCUAUUUUUGGAAAAUGUUUAGGUAAUUUUUAAUAAAACACUG
Myxocyprinus asiaticus (Chinese sucker) is the source of this 1557-nucleotide messenger RNA. Its product is annotated as glucose-6-phosphatase catalytic subunit 1-like. The record is from RefSeq and is a predicted model, not a curated record. Bases 35 to 1102 code for a protein of 355 amino acids. The transcript is spliced from 5 exons. Gene Ontology annotation, cellular component: membrane. Lineage: Eukaryota; Metazoa; Chordata; Actinopteri; Cypriniformes; Catostomidae. Gene Ontology annotation, biological process: gluconeogenesis; glucose 6-phosphate metabolic process. Gene Ontology annotation, molecular function: glucose-6-phosphatase activity.